AUGAAUCCAGCCACAACAACUCUCCCCAUGGCUUCCUUGUACGUCGGAGACCUCCAUCCUGAUGUGACCGAAGCAAUGCUUUUUGAGAAAUUCUCUUCCACGGGUCCCGUUACCUCCAUCCGAGUUUGCCGUGACAUGAUCUCUCGAAGAUCGCUCGGUUAUGCUUAUGUGAACUUUCAACAACCGUCCGAUGCUGAGAAAGCACUCGACACAAUGAAUUUUGAUGCAUUAAAAGGUCGUCCCAUCCGAAUCAUGUGGUCGCAGCGAGAUCCGUCUCUUCGUAAAUCCGGUGUGGGAAAUGUCUUCAUUAAGAACCUCGACAAAAGCAUUGAUAAUAAAUCUUUGUACGAUACUUUCUCUUCAUUUGGAAACAUUUUGUCCUGUAAGAUUGUCUCUGAUGAAAAUGGAUCAAAAGGUUAUGGCUUUGUACACUUUGAGACGGAAGAAGCUGCAUUGAAUUCUAUUGCGAAGAUCAAUGGAAUGUUGUUGAAUGGCAAAAAAGUGUUUGUUGGUAAAUUUAUCCCUCGACGGGAACGGAUGCAUCAGCUUGGUGAUAAAAUGAAAAAAUUCACCAAUGUUUACAUAAAAAACUUUGGAGAGGAACUGAAUGAUGAAAGUCUUCGAAAGCUUUUUGAGAAAUAUGGUACUAUAGUUAGUGCCAAGGUGAUGACUGAUGCCUCUGGAAAAUCACGUGGCUUUGGCUUUGUAAGUUUUGAAGAAGCUGUAAAUGCAGAAAAGGCUGCCAAUGAAAUUAAUGGUAUGGAAAUUGCUGGAAGGCAGCUAUAUGCUGGUCGUGCACAGAAAAAAGCUGAAAGACAAGCAGGUCUUAAGGAGAAAUUUGAAAAACUGAAGAUGGAAAGAAUAAACAGAUACCAAGGAAUCAAUUUGUAUGUGAAAAAUCUUGAUGACACUAUUGAUGAUGAGCUACUCAGGCACCAUUUCUCAAGUUAUGGUACCAUCACAAGUGCUAAGGUAAUGAUGGAAAAUGGUCGCUCAAAAGGUUUCGGGUUUGUGUGCUUUUCCACUGCUGAAGAAGCCACAAAAGCAGUAACAGAAAUGAAUGGUCGAAUAAUUGACACAAAACCCCUGUAUGUUGCUCUUGCUCAGCGCAAAGAAGAGCGCAAAGCCCAACUUGCUUCCCAAUACAUUCAGAGAAUGACGAGUAUCCGCAGCCAGGUGAGCAGUGUUGGUCAGAUGGGCCAAAUGUUCCCGGCAAGUAGCGCUGGCUUCUUUCUACCCGCAGUGGCACAAGCUCAGAGAAGUUUCUUCCCGCAACAAGUUCCCCAAAUGCGCACUGGGAUACCUCGUUGGCAGCCACGUCCAGCUACUGGCCAGGCAAACGCAGGUUAUCAGCAACUGACUGCACCGCAGAUAAGACAGUCCCGUCCUUCAGUCAGUGCAGCUGCUCCUCAGAAUAUGCGAUCAAGCAUGAACCCACGCUCUAUAACCAAUCAGAUGUCAGCUCCCAGGGGCACUGCUAGUGGCGUGCAGAGCUUGACUAGUGCUACAUCAAAUAUUGGUCGACCUAGUGUUUCAGCACAGAACACUCGACAAUAUAGCAGAUUUGGUCAGAUACGGUCAACGGGCAGUCAGUCUGAUGGUGUACAACAGCCAUCACAGGCCUCUUCAUCGACAAGCCAGGCUGUCAUGGUUCCAGGACAAGAACCUCUGACAGCAACCAUGUUAGCUGCUGCUCCACCCCAGGAACAAAAACAGCUUUUGGGUGAACGUCUCUUCCCACUGAUUGCUCGUUAUCACAGUGCACUUGCAGGCAAGAUCACUGGCAUGUUGCUCGAGAUAGACAACACAGAAUUACUGCAUAUGCUUGACUCCCCAGAAUCUUUGCGUUCAAAGGUAGAAGAAGCUGUUGCUGUCCUCCAGGCUCAUCAGGCCAAGGAAGCUGCACAUCUGGCAGUCAAGAAAGAAUAA
Acanthosepion pharaonis is the source of this 1929-nucleotide messenger RNA. NCBI's taxonomy places the organism in Eukaryota, Metazoa, Mollusca, Cephalopoda, Sepiida, Sepiidae. The record is from the annotation of a GenBank genome assembly.